Molecule: messenger RNA, 6445 nt
Organism: Conger conger (European conger)
Lineage: Eukaryota; Metazoa; Chordata; Actinopteri; Anguilliformes; Congridae
Product: neuronal PAS domain-containing protein 3
Exons: 12
Coding region: 378-3191 (937 amino acids)
Biological process (GO): regulation of transcription by RNA polymerase II
Molecular function (GO): RNA polymerase II transcription regulatory region sequence-specific DNA binding; protein dimerization activity; DNA-binding transcription factor activity, RNA polymerase II-specific
Source: RefSeq, a predicted model, not a curated record
CGGCUUUCCAGAGCAACGGAGACGAAGGGCUCCUGCGGGAAAAUGCAAUGAUAUGAUGCUCCAGUUUAGAUUUUGAUUCUUCCACUGUCUCGACCGAAGAACACUGUGUUAGAAGAGCAGCCGGAUUUGUGCAGCGUACCCCGGUUUCCUCUCACUUUUCUUGGCAUGCCUUUGGAGCCCGGUCUCGGGGUAUUUUUCUCCUCUCCUCACGCACAUGAACGUCAAUGCAUGGAGCCAGAGGCAAGACUGGACCGCAAAACCGUUAUGGCUUUGUUUAAAUACUCCUAGUCUGCAGAUUGCAUCGCUGUCGGUCCGUUCGACUGUAUGUCAAAAUAAAUCUGAAGAAAAAAAGUAAGAAAUAAAAUAAUAGCAGGAAGAUGGCGCCCACCAAGCCUAGCAUUCAACAAGACCCUUCAAGAAGAGAACGCGACCCCUACUGGGAGAGGCCAGCUAAUGCCAGCUCGUGUUCAGCUUCUAGGCCCAAGACACUCCACCUUGGAGGGCAACAACAUACCUCAUCACCAUGGUUGCAGGCUCUGAGGAAGGAGAAGUCCCGGGACGCCGCACGCUCGCGGCGGGGGAAGGAGAACUUUGAGUUCUAUGAGCUGGCCAAGAUGCUGCCGCUCCCGGGCGCCAUCACCAGCCAGCUGGACAAAGCCUCCAUUAUCCGCCUCACCAUCAGCUACCUGAAGAUGAGGGACUUCGCCAACCAGGGAGACCCGCCGUGGAACCUGCGCAUAGAGGGCCCGCCCCCCAACACCUCCGUAAAAGCUAUCGGGACUCAGCGUCGGAGGAGUCCUAACGUGGUGGCCUCCGAGAUCUUUGAGCCACACCUUGGGAGCCACAUCCUGCAGUCCCUGGACGGAUUCGUAUUUGCACUAAACAAGGAGGGGAGGUUUUUGUACAUCUCGGAGACGGUGUCCAUAUAUCUCGGGCUCUCGCAGGUGGAGCUGACGGGCAGCAGCGUGUUCGACUAUGUCCACCCCGGCGACCACGUGGAGAUGGCCGAACAGCUGGGCAUGAAGCUGCCUCCGGGCCGAGGCCUGCUCUCCCAAGGCACCACCGAGGACGGAGCCAGCUCCGCGUCUUCAUCCUCACAAUCCGAAACCCCAGAGCCAGUGGAGUCCACCAGUCCCAGCUUGUUGGCUCCAGACAACACUCUGGAGCGCUCCUUCUUCAUCCGCAUGAAGUCCACGCUGACCAAGAGAGGAGUCCACAUCAAGUCGUCCGGGUACAAGGUCAUCCACGUCACUGGCAGACUUCGCAUCCGCAUGGCCCUGACUCACAGUCGAUCGGUACCCAACCAGAUCAUGGGAAUGGUGGUGGUUGCCCACGCCCUCCCCCCGCCCACCAUCAACGAGGUCCGCAUCGAUUGCCAGAUGUUCGUCACCAGGGUCAAUAUGGACCUUAACAUCGUCUACUGUGAGAACAGAAUCAGCGACUACAUGGACCUCACGCCAGUCGACAUCGUGGGGAAGAGAUGCUACCAGUUCAUUCAUGCGGAGGACGUGGAGGGCAUCCGCCAUAGCCAUCUGGAUUUGAUGAACAAGGGCCAGUGCGUCACCAAGUAUUACCGCUGGAUCCAGAAGAACGGCGGCUACAUCUGGAUCCAGUCCAGCGCCACCAUCGCCAUCAAUGCCAAGAACGCCAACGAGAAGAACAUCAUCUGGGUCAACUACGUGCUCAGCAACCCGGAGUACAAGGACACGCCCAUGGACAUCGCCCAGCUCCCCAACCUUCCGGAGAAGACGUCCGAAUCCUCCGAGACCUCCGACUCCGAGUCCGACUCCAAAGAGAACUCAGAAGACAACGAGAACUCCAAAUCGGACGGGAAAGGGAACCAGUCGGAGAACAGUGAGGACCCCGAGGCAGACAAGAAGCAGCCGGGCCGGCCCUCGGAGCAGGAGAUGAGGCGGCAGGAGGAGGGCGACAGCUCCAGCAACCCGGAGAGCCAGGACAGCGAGGACAGCCUGGAGCCGUCGGACUGCGAGGGCGACAGCAAGGAGGGCCGCCUGGGCCGUCUGGGCGGCCUGCACAUCAAGGUGGAGCGCUACGGCGAGGGCGAGGGCGUCGAGCUGCACGACUCGCGGUCCUCGUCGGAUGACGAGGACGAGGACGAAGACCAGGACAGCUCCAGGGACUCGGACAGCGGAGGCGAGAUGGCGUCCCCGGCCGCCAGCAAGCACCAGAAGCGCAAGAAGCGGCGGAAAAAACAGAAGGGCGUGGUCAGCCGGCGGCCUCGCCUCUCCUCCACCUCCCCCAGCCCCGGCGCUCCCCUGGACCCCGCCCUGGGGGAGCAGCCCUCGCUCCUGCCCCCGCCCUCCCCCGCCAGUGCCUCCGUGCUCAAGAUCAAGACCGAGAUGUCUGAGCCUAUCAACUUCGACAACGACAGCAGCAUCUGGAACUACCCGCCCAACAGGGAGAUCUCGAGGAACGAGUCUCCCUAUAGCAUGACCAAGCCCCCCACCUCUGGCUCCUCCUCCUCCGCCCCCGAGCACUUCCCCUCCCCGCAGGGCGGGAGCCUGCAGGUGUCCAUCCCGGAAUCCGUCCUCACGCCCCCGGGGACGGAAGGUUCCGGAGCCCGGAAGGCGGCCUUCGGCGGCAGCGCCCCCUCCUCGGCCUCCAGCGCCGCCAGCCUGGCCCCGCCCUCCAGCUCCUCGUCCUCCGACCCCCUCUCCCCGCCGCUCUCGGCCUCCCCACGAGACAAGCAGCAGGGAACUCCAAGUACUUCCAGCUCUUUGCUGUACACCAGCGACCUGGAGGCCCUGCAGAGGCUCCAGGCGGGCAACGUGGUGCUUCCGCUGGUUCAUCGGGUGACGGGCACCCUGGCUGCCACCAGCACUGCUGCCCAACGGGUCUACACCACCGGCACCAUCCGCUACGCCCCGGCCGACGUCACCCUGGCCAUGCAAGGCAACCUGCUGCCCAACGCCCACGCCAUGAACUUCGUCGACGUCAACAGCCCCGGUUUCGGCAUCGACCCCAAGACGCCCAUGGAGAUGCUGUACCACCACGUGCACCGGCUCAACAUGUCCGGCCCCUUCGGGGGAGCCGUCAGCGGGGCCAGCCUCAGCCAGAUGCCGGCCGGGAAUGUCUUCACCACGGCCGAUGGACUCUUCUCCACCCUUCCGUUCCCCGUCUACAGCAAUGGGAUCCACACCACACAAACUCUGGAGCGCAAAGAAGAUUAAAGCAAAACUCCGAGACCAUAUUACUGUGUUCAACUGUCAAAGACUCUUUGAGGCGUAAGACUGUGUUUCAAGUUGGAAAAAGAAAAAAUAAUUUUAGCACUUUGAAUUUGAGCGAAUGAGCUCGUGGUAUUGAAAUGAAUGGUCCCCAUGUCUUUUCUUUCUCUCUGGUUCUCUUCUCUCUCUCUUGCUCUCCCUCUCUAUCUCUUUCUCUCUCUCUCUCUCUCUCUCUCCUGUUCAUGAUAUUUCUCUCUAUGAACUAAAACUGAUUAUUCUUUAUUGUAAAGAGUUCCUUUAUGCCUACAGGGAGUCCUCCAGAGUAGAUGACAACUGUUCUGUGGUCUUCUGAGGUGUACCAUUUAUUUGAGUUGAUUUUGUUGCUUCUUGAUGAAGAUGCCUUCGAUUUGUAUAUUUAAAGGUAGCGGAAAAGAUAAUUGUCAGAGAAGUAAAAAAAAACAAAAAACCUAAAGGUUUCUAUCCAUAUCUUGAUGUGAUCAAGGUUGAAGAAAGGAGGUUACCCUGUUUGACAUAGUUGAAGGGGUUUUUAUUGUUCUUUCUAAUCGGGGGAAUAGUAUUUUAGAAUUAAUGCUUUUCUCUUUUUUUAUAGCUCAGAUUUAACUUGCAAAUCACACAUUAAAAAGCAAUUUCAACCGGGUAUUGGCCUGUGAAUAGAAUGUUACUACAAAAAUCACGGGACUUUGGAGCAGGUCAGUCCCAGCACUCCCCAUUCCAUUUCCUCUUUGCCGACUCAUGGUGCUACCAUUACGUAACCCUCAUUCAGCUGGCUGAAGUAGGUGCCGCUCCAGUGGUCUACUGUAGAUAAGUGACAGGUUGAGAGAUUUUCUACAGAAAAAUCUUACCUCUGCUCUAACGAAUAUGUCUUCACAGUCACCGCUCCAGUCAGUUCAGACUUUUUCGAGAGCUCGAUUUGAUUGAGCCCAAGGAAUGGACUUUGGAGUUAGGCUGAUGCUUUGUUUUUUUACUUUUUAACUCAAUCAUUGUUUUCUCAGUAUAACUGAGGCUAAUUUUGCAUCAUUAACUUGAAAAGUUUGCGUUUUUGCGAAUGUUUGAAGCCGACCGGCUUCAGUCAGUCGGUUUUGAUUCUUUUUUUCUUCUUUUUUUGUUGUCCCUCUUUACAUUUGAUCCAAUGUGUUUGAGUCCAUCAGCCUCUCAAUCUGUUCUCCCUUUCCACUUUCCUCUCACGUUCCAAACUCGGAAAUUUCAGAUCCGUCGAUGAGAUUGUAACAAAUACAUGCAUUUCAAUCAAAGUGAAAUACUGUGUUAAAAAAAAAAAAAAAUCACAUUCCUGAUUUUUUUUUUUUUUCCUUUUCCUCUCCGUUGCCAAAAAGUUAAUGUCGCAGUUCGGUGUUAAAAGCACUGUGAUUGUUGUUUUAAAAAGAAAAAAACAGUAAUAAAAUGGGAAAAAAAUCUUUCACUUCAUCAUUUGGCAGCCGUCCAUCAAAGGCAUCUAUUACCAAGCGUGAGAUCCGUAACGUGUACAAUGUGUUAGUGUCAUUGGCUGUCAGUCUCCAUGGCGAUUUCAGUGUGUGUUACUAUAUGCAGUAUAUACCGAGCUGAUGUAGCUGUUCUGUCCUUUGUCUUCUCUGUGCUUUAUCUCUAGUCUGGGGUAGGUAAGGAGGUGGGGCAUCCCCCCUCUAUGCCACCCCUCUGCAGUCCUAGUGAACCAGUGAUUCUUGGAGGUUAGUGGAUUUUGUGUGGUGGCCUUCUUAUGUAAUGUCACCUUUUUGCUGCUUCCUUUUGUCUGUAUUCCUUUCUGUUUCUGCUAUUGCUUUGCUGUCGUGUAGUCUACAGACCUCUCUUUCUCUCAGAGAUAAAAGACUCUUAACUAGCUCAAAGGUUUAUGGAGCCAUUUUUUUGCCACUGAGGAAUUCUGGGACUUCAGUUUCCAGCUUGCUAUACAUUUACACUAUAAAAACUAUGACAAAAAAAAAAAAUUAAGUAGCACUUAGAUGUAUGUAACAGACUGGAACCAUAAAAGCCUCAGUUGUGAAACAUUCCCAGAGUCCCUUGUGCUAAUAUUGUAUGCAUUGGGUGUAUUUCAUUGGUUUCCACCAAACCUGUUGACUUCAAGGACCCUGCAACACACAAGAAAAAAAAAAAAAAAAAGAUCAUGAUCGUAUUUCAGGACAAUAAACAAUUUUAAAGAUUUCUUAAAGAAAUGAAAAGAAAAUGUUUCGCACUAUAAAUCUAUUUUUAUAGGUGUUUUGGAAAUGCAUGUUUACUAAGUUGACUGUUUAGUUUACUUGAUUUUGUUCGGUCCAGCGGCUUUGUCAACAUUUAGUGUUUUUUAGUCUGUCCAGCAAAGGGAGGGGGGAGCCUUUGUCUUUUUAACUGAAUCAGACUACUCCCCUACAUCAGGAAACAAGUCUCUGUGGUUUCUGUGAAGGUGUCUUGUUACUCGAACCCAGGUCAUAAAAGAUAUGUGUUUAAAAAAAAAAAAUGUUUAAAAAAAAAAAGAAGAAAAAAAAAAGGUGAAAUUGGGGUUGGCUGGCAGGUGGGUCCGGGAGAGCUCGAGAUUGCUGGCUUAAUAGAUUUUAGUGUUUUCUACGAAGCAGAGUGUGGGGUGUGGGGGUUUUGGGGAGGGGGCAGCUCUAAAUCAGACACUGUGGACCAGGAAAUACACCCAUAUGUUACAAAAGAACAGCGGGAUGAGCUGUUUUAAUGUUUCUGUGUUGUGUCAAAAUGAUUGCUGGUGAUUUAAACUAAACCUAAUCUCAGCUGCUGUCAGAUACAUAGUGUUUAAAAAUUACAGUAUGAAAAAAACACUUCAUUACCUGUGAAGACUGUGUCUGUGUUUUUAACUAUUUCUUGUACAAUUAUACAGAUUCUUUUAUGAGGAACUUGGUGCCAAGUAGAUGAAUAAGGGGGAAAGGGAUUCUCUUAGUAUCAAUGUUAACAGUGUUAUAAAUUCUAAAUACAAACAAAUUAAAAUAUUAAAAAGAGAAAACUAUGGUACAUUUUUAUUUUUUUGGUUUUGAAAAACAUGACUAACAGAUGCUGACUACGAGUGCCUGGCUUAUUUUUUUGAGAAACAUCUUUUUUUCUUUUCAUUGACCAUGAAUAAUGCUGCAGUUCAGAAAUGUACAUACUUCAUUUUUACAACAGGGUUAUUUUAUACUUUUGUAGAUUCUCAUCAGUUUCCGAGAAGCAUGUCAUACAUGGUUGUCUUUCUGUAACACAGUUUUUUACCAUCUUACAGGUGCCAUAUUCAUAAUAAACUUCUCUUGGAUUUGUUA